This is a messenger RNA of Nerophis ophidion (straightnose pipefish), 1176 nucleotides long. RefSeq lists its product as uncharacterized. The transcript has 2 exons. NCBI's taxonomy places the organism in Eukaryota, Metazoa, Chordata, Actinopteri, Syngnathiformes, Syngnathidae. The record is from RefSeq and is a predicted model, not a curated record. Bases 16 to 921 code for a protein of 301 amino acids.
ACCACCCCCAAAGCAAUGGUCAAGCAGAGAGGGCCAACCAGGGGGUGGAGACCAUGCUGCGCUGUAUGGCUGCACAACAGCCUAACUCCUGGAGAGAUCGAGGUGGCAACUCCUUCCACCCAGGCACACCUGAGACGAUGCCGCAGAGUGUGGAGGUCCGCCCAUGCUUCCCUAUUGAAGGCGUCUGUUAGGAUGUGUCGCAAUGCCAACCGGCGGCGCAUCCCGGCUCCCGACUACCAGCCCGGACAGCAGGUCCUGCUUCGGGCCAAGGACCUCCACCUCCCGAUUUCCUCCCAGAAACUUGCACCACGUUUUGUUGGACCUUAUACGGUCAAAUCGAAGAUCAACCCUGCUGCUGUACAAUUGGAUCUUCCACAUUCCAUGAGAUCUCAUCCUGUCUUUCAUGUCUCCCAGGUCAAACCUGUUGUUAACAGUCCCCUAUCCCCCCCCACCCCCGCUCCUCCCCCUCCUAGAGUCCUCGAGGAUGGGGACCAAGUCUGGACCGUCAAGGAGAUCCUCAAGGUUCGGCGACAGGGGAGGGGUUGGGUCUACCUUGUGGACUGGGAGGGUUAUGGUCCUGAAGAUAGGUCCUGGGUACCGGCCUCUUACAUCGCCGACCCCUCCCUUAUCAAAGACUUUUACAGAGCUCACCCCGAGGCACCCCGAAGCUCGCCGGGAGUCUCGCGUAAGAGGAGGGGGGGUGCUGUUAUGGGUCACACUCCUGCUUCCUCUCUUCCUGCUAUGUCUCCUCCUGCUGGGCGUCCGGACAAGCACACCACGGGCCACUCCCACAUGUGCUCUCUCUCCGCUGUGGGCGUGCCUCCUCGCACCAGCAAACACUCACCAAACUACACACCUGCCUGUGAUGAGCGAGCUGCCUUCAAGAGCAGACGCAGCCUGAGAUCCGACGCGAGAACGUAGCUUCACGUACCCAGUACACCUCCCGCCAUCCUUCCUUGUCGUCGAGUUGUGUGUCUCGUCACCUUGGACCUCCCGUGGAUUUUCCCUUGCCUUCCUGGACAUCGACCUCACGCCUGCCUAACGACCACGAAACCAAGCUCCUGCCCUUGACCAUCUGCCUGCUCCCCGACGUUCGAUUCCGCCUUGCUCCUUGCUGGACUUCCGCCUGGAUCCCAACACGCAUCCUCAACACCCUCCGGCAACCAUACUCAGAUA